CUCAAAUUUGAUUCUGCCUUUGUGCAGUUUGUCUAGCUUUGUAGCCCGUAGUUUGGUGUGCUGGUGUCUUCAGCCAGAAGUGCUUGAAGGCCAAGAUGUCCUGUGAGAGAUUCUUCAGACCAAUUAUUGUCUUCCUGACUCUUUCGUACUUCGCCCUUUGGAUCACACAUCUUCAAGUCUUCACUGGGAGGUGGACCAGGGAGCCAAGACCCUUGCCACAAUCUGCGCAUGCCAGGCGCCCAGCCUGCAGCGUGAUUGGUGGCAUUUAUGGCCAGAGCUUCGAGAAUGAAGGCUGCAUGAAGCGUGAGUUGAAGCGCCUAGCAGCCGAACGAGAGGCAUCGGCAGAGAUGGAAGGUUUGACUUUCUCAUCUGAGCUGCAUCGACUGGAGACAUCAAAUGACUUUGUGAAGUUUGCAGCCAAACGCGGGGCAGAUGUCAAGAAGAAAGGUACAACCUACUGGAGAGUGAGCAAGGGCAAUGUGUGGUGGGUAUUUUCCACAAGCAACCAAAAGUUCAAGAAACAAGAAGUCAAGCAUGUGAUCAUCAUUGCAUUCAAAGCCAUGGGCAUCGCUUUCGCGAAGAAGUAAUUAUCCAUCACACGGACGGUAUCAUUUUUUCAUCUUUGAUUUAUGAUUUUCCAUCUAUGUUUAGGUUUUUUUGAGUCAAUAAUUGGGCUUUGGAGUUGCAAUUUCGCACAGAGAGUAUGUAGCCGAGAAGGCCGCGGCCAUGCAACUGCUGCACCGAGUGUGGCUUGAGAUGCGGCUCCAGCCAGCACCGUCAUGUUUGAGAUGCGCAGUUUGGUGGCCGAGCCUCUGGGCAGCUAGGUGUGAUAGAUUUGGUCAGGUCGCACAAAAGAUGCGGAUGCCAUUGCGGUGAAGGAUAUCAAA
Cladocopium goreaui is the source of this 887-nucleotide messenger RNA. The record is from the annotation of a GenBank genome assembly. NCBI's taxonomy places the organism in Eukaryota, Dinophyceae, Suessiales, Symbiodiniaceae.